Messenger RNA from Patiria miniata (bat star), 2805 nucleotides. RefSeq names its product replication factor C subunit 2-like (gene rfc2). Gene Ontology annotation, molecular function: ATP binding; DNA clamp loader activity; DNA binding. The record is from RefSeq and is a predicted model, not a curated record. Gene Ontology annotation, biological process: DNA repair; DNA-templated DNA replication. Gene Ontology annotation, cellular component: nucleus; DNA replication factor C complex. Bases 207 to 1274 code for a protein of 355 amino acids. The transcript has 8 exons. Lineage: Eukaryota; Metazoa; Echinodermata; Asteroidea; Valvatida; Asterinidae.
GUGACCCUCUGGUGGCGCGAAACAUGCUGAAGUAUAACACGUUGAUAUGAGGAAUGAUGUUCAGGCGUAGAUGAUGUUGUCUUGCUAUUCAAAUGCGCACUAAAUCUGCAAGUGCAAGUAAUUUGAAAAUAAGAAACAGUACUCAGUACUGACAUUAGGCCUAUUUCACAUGAGAACGCAAGGAAUCGUGUUAAUUGUUCGUUGAAAUGGAGGACAAAGAAGAGCGUAUGGAAACAGAAGCGACGGACACGAUAAACGAAGGAAAGCAGUCGACAUCGGCUGACAAAUCGAGUAAGAAAUCCAAGUACGAAUUGCCAUGGGUUGAGAAGUAUCGGCCAACUCUUCUGACUGACAUUGUAGGAAACGAAGAGACCAUCAGCAGACUGGAAGUAUUCUCCAGAGAAGGCAAUGUGCCCAACGUCAUCAUUGCUGGUCCCCCUGGCACAGGCAAGACCACUAGUAUCCUGUGCCUAUGUCAUGCACUGCUUGGACCUAACUACAAAGAUGCAGUGCUGGAGAUGAACGCAUCCAAUGACAGAGGUAUUGAUGUCGUCAGAAAUAAGAUCAAAACGUUUGCUCAGAAGAAGGUCACACUUCCCAAGGGUCGGCACAAAGUCAUCAUUCUGGAUGAAGCAGACAGCAUGACAAGCGGUGCCCAGCAGGCCCUACGACGCACCAUGGAGAUCUACUCCAAGACCACCCGCUUCGCCCUGGCCUGCAACACCUCGGGUAAGAUCAUCGAGCCCAUCCAGUCGCGCUGCGCCGUGCUGCGAUACUCACGGCUGACAGACAAGCAGCUCCUACAGCGGCUGAUGGAGAUUGCGGAGCAGGAAAGGAUCGAAUGCACAGAUGACGGGCUGGAGGCUGUCAUCUACACGGCGCAGGGUGAUAUGAGACAAGCAGUUAACAACAUGCAGUCUACACAUUCCGGGUUUGGUGUUAUCAACAGUGAGAAUGUGUUCAAGGUGUGUGACGAGCCCCACCCAAUCCUGAUCAAGGACAUGUUUGCCAAGUGCAUCGAGGGAGACAUUGACAAGGCUUACGAGGUGAUGGAUCACAUGUGGGACAUGGGUUAUGCCCCCGAGGACAUCAUCUCAAACAUGUUCAGAGUCUGCAAGACGUAUGACAUGGCUGAGUACCUCAAGCUGGAGUUUAUCAAGGAGAUUGGAUUCACACACUUAAGGAUUGCAGAGGGAGUAAACUCACUGCUGCAACUCAGCGGUUUGCUGGCCAGGCUGUGCCAAAAAGGAAUGUUACCCGCUGAAGAAUCUUGAGUUUGGCUACCAAAUUAACAGUGCCAAUGGGCGUUUUCGAAUCCCUGUUCUUGACAACACGCGUGUAACACGAGAACGUAUUCUCGAGCUGGUUGUUACGAACGCGCGGGUCCGUGUACGUGUCGCAUCGAUAUAAAGCAAUGCAAAAUGGCCGACAAUCGUCUGAAUUUGUACUUGGGCCUAUUCCAAAUGAACGAGGACGACUGUUGCAAAACCGGACAUGCGGAGAUGAAAUUGCAGACCUGCACUAUAAUGGUAUUCUUAUUCCAAUCAUUAGGGUAUUUGCAAAAAAAAACCACACAAAACAAUUUACGAAUCUGCACUGUCCGCCAUUUUGUUGAAGCUGCACCUCGCUGAACCCUCCAUCAACCGGGGAGUGAAAAAAUCGAUCCGCGAAUGCCCUCUCGGGUCUGUUCGUCACGCUCGAGACCGCUGUUCUCGUGUCGGGUUAACCCGAGUGUUGUCAAGAAGAGGGAUUCGAAAACGCCCAUAGAAUGCUUCAAAUGCAUGGAUUAUCAACUAUGCUUGGAAGAAUUUGUCUCAGUCAGUUUGAGCAGCAGAUUGCUUUAUGUUCCAGUUUUCAUUCAACCUUCUGUACCUAAGAUGACCAGAACUGUAGGCCUUAUUCCAAAAGUUAGUUGCCCAAAUGGGCCUGAAAGUGAACAACAGGGUGUCAAAAUUGGUGAAGUUGUAGGUCAUGUAUAAGAGGAACCAACAGGGGUGUCCAAAAUAGCCUUUGGCUAAACCAAUGAAAAUUGAUGUGUUAUUUAAUCAACGCAUUUUUGUUAAAUUCUUCAGAUAGUAGAACUGCUGUCUCAUGUGACUGAAAACAACUGUUGUAAAAAGUGACGAGUGGAGGGGGGAACUUAUGCUUGACCGCUGGCUUCCUUCCAUGGUGAUUUUUGGUCCUUUGAUUGGUUACACCUCUAUGUUCGGACACCCCUAUGUUCCGACUGCACAUAUUCCUAUUCCUAACCCUAACCCUAACCCUAACCCUAACCCUAACCCUAACCCUAACCCUAACCGGGAGUAACACAAUCUAGGUUGUCGGAACAUAGGGGUGUCGGAACAUAGAGCAGUCACCCUUUGAUCAAUAUCAGUCUAUGUUCUACUUAGGUUUGGAUACUGAAGGCUCAGCACUGAUUUUGCACGCGGAGAUGAAGCAUAAAGACAAAGCCUAAGUUUUGAGAGUUUCAUACACACAGAGCUCCUUUACAGUAGCUGUUGCAUGAGUCUUGCAGAAAGGCACCCUCGGUGGUUUAUUUAAGGAGAUGAUAAGCAUCACAUAAUGUGUACUAUCCUCAAAAUAUAUGUAGAAAGACACCUGUUAGAAUUGGUGUUAUUUAAAAUUACGUUCUUGGAAAUUAAACCUCUCAAGGUACCCGGGCAUAUCGAUUAGUCUGUGAGUUACAUUUUCAUAUGCAUUUUUAGUAUGCACAUUUGGACAUUUGCUUUAAACUGUAUACUAGGUCUUGGCAUUCAGAGACUAAUAAAUAUAAAUCCCUGUAUAUUUUGAAUUGACCACAUGUAA